Molecule: messenger RNA, 5136 nt
Organism: Sander lucioperca (pikeperch)
Lineage: Eukaryota; Metazoa; Chordata; Actinopteri; Perciformes; Percidae
Product: phosphatidylinositol 4-phosphate 5-kinase type-1 alpha-like
Exons: 17
Coding region: 225-2036 (603 amino acids)
Biological process (GO): phosphatidylinositol metabolic process
Molecular function (GO): phosphatidylinositol kinase activity
Source: RefSeq, a predicted model, not a curated record
GUUCUAGCUCUGGUUAGCAGAGCAAAACACCAAACUGCUGCUUCCGCACUGCUUCCUUGUUUAUUAGUUUUAGGGAAAACAGUGCAUUUAGAAGAGAAAAGUUGUUUUUUUUCUCUUGAAACGGCGAGAGCUCCUCCACAAGAUUUUCGCAUACAUCUAACAACGUCUGAUGUCCAGGAGGGAAUUAGGAUCUGAGUUUCACCACAACAAAGUCUGAGUUCUGAAUGGCCACAGCUGCAGAGGAGCCUCCAGGGCUACAAGGCCUCUCUGGUAACCUGCAGAGUCAGUUCUGGAGGAGACUGUCGUCUCUCAGAGGUAAUGAACGAGAUUCGACUGGGACUCGAAAAAAUGCUUCUCCCGAGAGUCCAAGCACCAGCAUGUCUCCGGCCAUGAAAAAAACGAUUGGCCAUCGUGGAAUUGAUCCCACUGGGGAGACAACGUACAAGAAGACAACAUCAUCCGCCCUGCAAGGCGCUAUCCAGUUAGGCAUCACGCACACGGUGGGCAGCUUAAGCCAAAAACCUGAGAGAGACGUGCUGCUGCAGGACUUUGAAGUGGUCGAAAGCAUCUUCUUUCCCAGUGAGGGCAGUAACCUGACACCAGCUCACCACUAUGGAGACUUCAGGUUCAAGACGUACGCCCCAAUGGCCUUCCGCUACUUCAGGGAGAUGUUUGGCAUCCGGCCUGAUGACUACAUGUACUCUCUGUGUAAUGAGCCGCUGAUUGAGCUGUCAAACUCCGGGGCCAGUGGAUCUCUCUUCUAUGUCUCCAGUGAUGAUGAGUACAUCAUUAAGACAGUGCAGCACAAAGAGGCAGAGUUUCUGCAGAAACUGCUUCCAGGAUACUUCAUGAACCUGAACCAGAACAAACGGACCUUAUUACCAAAGUUUUAUGGACUCUACUGUGUCCAGGCAGCGGGUAAGAACAUCCGUAUUGCAGUCAUGAACAAUCUGCUUCCGAGCGCCGUAAAAAUGCACCUCAAGUAUGAUCUAAAGGGCUCCACCUACAAGCGAAGGGCUUCAGUUAAAGAGAGGGAAAAGGCCGUGCCCACAUACAAGGACCUGGAUUUCAUGCAGGACAUACAUGAGGGGUUGUUACUGGAAGGGGACAAGUACAGUGCUGUUUGCAAGACCAUCCAGAGAGACUGUCUGCUUUUGCAAAGUUUUAAGAUCAUGGAUUACAGCCUUCUGGUGGGAAUCCACAAUGUAAAUCAGGCGUGUCAAGAGCAGGCCAGUGAAGAGGCCGGGGCUGUGGACCAAAGGCGGCCACAAGGUCAAAAGUCCCUGUACAGCACUGCUAUAGAGGCCAUCCAGGCUGAGGCAGGGAGCAUGGGAUCACUGGACACAGAGGACAAAACGGGAGGAAUCCCAGCGCGAAACUCAAAAGGCGAGCGGCUGCUGGUCUAUAUUGGUAUCAUAGACAUUCUGCAGUCCUAUAGAUUAGUUAAGAGGCUUGAACACUCAUGGAAAGCUCUGGUUCACGAUGGGGAUACUGUAUCUGUUCACAGACCGAGUUUCUACGCAGAACGAUUUCAGAAGUUCAUGUGCAAUGUAGUGUUCAGGAAGAUCUCAUUAAAAACGUCGCCAUCUAAGAAGCGCCGUUUAGUGGCACAUGUUCCUUUGAGAAAGACAGCUGGCUCAGGGCCUUCUCUGUCGACCCAAACCAGCACCAACAGCCAACACCUUUUACUCCAACAUCAAGUCAGCUCUGAGACCAAAGAAGACACUGAAGGAGACAAUGUCAUGCAGUCAGGUCGUCCUGACCUCCUCCCAAAGACCUUACUGGCCAGCGACGCUGUUGGCACCACUACUGAAACAGCUGUCUCCUCCUCCUUGGAAAACCCUGGAUUUGCUUCCACAAGCCACCCUCUGCCUCACUCUCAGGAUGCCUACAAGUCAGUAGGAGUGGAUUUAAACAACACAUUGAGCAAAGACCAGGAGCACAGCACCACCAAGAGAGCUCAGUAUGAAGAAAGUUCGGAGGAUGUGAUCUCACUCAGUGACAUUGUUCCUGACGCAAGCAAAUGCUCUGUGUAGACAAAUGAACUUAAAUGAAUCGAGACAAACUUGGAGGAUGUUAUUAGCAUGGAUGAAAGGUUACAACCCUGCCUUGGUGUGAUUUGAGGUAAAGUUUUUCAGCGAGACCAAGGGGGAUAUUAAAUGUUUUUUGUUGUUUGGUUUUUGCACAUUGAUUUCCAAAUCACAAGAUGGUAUGAGCAUGUAAGUGGGCGGUUGUGUUCUGACACUAGUAAUUGUCGGUACAUUAAUGCUGUGGUUAUUGAACACUAUUAUUCAUCUCAUAGGAAUGCUUCUAUGCACAACCAAAGAUUGCUAUUGGCACUGACGGCUCAACUCAGCCAGCUUUCAAUGUAGAGUGUAAAAUGAGGACUUUGCCUUAAUUGAGAAUGUCUUUAUUUAAGCUUUGUUAUUUCAAAUUAUUAUUAUUUUUUUUUAAACUAAUUCCUCUUUUGUGUUUACCAAAUUGUUGUAGCUUAUCCUCAUGCAUUCUUGGCUCUGUAAGUGUCUGUCCCACCACCCGAAGGCCCGAGCCUACAGUACUGUUUCUGCUACAUGUUUGACUCAGAUGCUUUAACACAAACUAUGUGAUUUGGGUUGGGAACACAGUUUUAAAUUAAAGGGUUUAUUUUUUAAAGAAAUUACUUUACUGGGUAAGCUGCCAUUUUUUAAGCCUACUCUGAAUGCAUAUCAUGCUGGAACAAGAGGUGAUCCUCAGCUUGCGGUGUCUAUUUAACCAGCUAUUCUGAUAAUGGACUGUGAAUCCUAAAUGUCACCUCAUAUUAAGGUCAAAGAGUUACAUUAAAAUCAUUUUUUUAUACUUAUCUGUAUGAUCUGAUAUCAGUUUAGGUUUAGUGUGUAGACUGGCUUAUGUCCAAAUGUGACCAAAUAACUGAUACGUAGAUGGCUUUGGACAAAGCACGACAACAAACAGUGACCUGGGGCAUGUCACAUGAAGCAAGACAAGUGAGGUAGUCUGCUAAGUUUGGGCUGAACCCUGUCUUCUUUCAGUGUCACAGAGAGAGCUCAAGUUCCAACUGAGUUUUGUUGUCAUGGCCACUAAUGCACCAGACCAAAUCUGCAAAGAGCAGUUUAUGUUUUAAGGCUUUUGGAUAAUUUUAUACAAAAGAACCACCUCCUCACUGAUCAAUUGUGAAGGGGGAAAUUAGUCACAUUCUUACAGGAGCUCAAUGAACAAAAACACAUUAUUCACUUUAAAGUGUCAUGUAUCAAAGAGCAUGACAUUAUUACAAACGUGGUACAAUCACUUGGUUUUUCAUUAUAAUUUAUUAUAUUAAAAACAUUAAUAUAGUAAAUGUUUGCAGUAUAAGCAGGUGUCCCAAUGUGGCUAUAAAAUAGAACAGAAACUAAAAGAGCAGACCGUAGCUAACUCUUAGAUGUACCUGCAGUAAAUAAAAUGUACUGUUUCAUGGUAUUUCUAUUGAUUCAGUGCAGCUUUACAGUAUGUACAUAUUUUAACACUGCAGCCCUGGAGAACAUAACACAACUUUGUAAGUAGUAAUAUUUUAUAUAAUCAUAAAUUGCAUUGUUGGUGUCAUUUAUACAAAGCAUCUGAAACCAGCCCCCACUAAUAUCAUCCAGUUGCUACACCAAUGGCAGUUUCAGACAUGCAGGUCAGUCCAACCUGCACCAUCUAAAGGCAAAAGUAACAGCAGCAGCAGUUUAGACCUGAAGAGUGAUUUGCACCACCUACAGGCAAAGAAAGUGACAGCUUCAGCAACUUUGUCACAGUUGCCACCUUACGACCAAUGAGUGCAAGAACAGUUUUGUUGUUUGUUUUUGGAUGGUGUUAGUAUGUGAAUAUUUGCCGUUUUUAUUUUUUACAUUUUAACCCAACAAAACAUUUUGAUUGAAUGGUAUUGUUUAUCCUCUGUCCUGGUUACUUUGGAGAAAGGAGAUUGUAUUUGUCCAAAGAAAGAAACCCAGGUUGGGAUGCACUUGCCAAAAGAAAAUUAGCAGUGUAGGUUGGUAGGAGUUUUGACUUUGCUGCUGAAUACAUGGGUGAUGAUACUGCAUUUUCUUUAAGUAUUUCUAAUACACUUUUCCACUAUUUGCAGUAGGUCGCUGCUAAAAGUAAAAAAAAAACGAUGUAGGUCACUCAAUAUAAUAUGGAUUACUCAAAUUUGAGUACUUAUGUUAACCACAUAUUAAAGUCUAUAUAUUUUCACACUGAUUCAUGAUGUAUUGCUUUUAUUCAUAAUUCAGUUUUGUUGAUUUGUUGCAUGACCCAACCAAGAUAUAGUUGUAAUUUUUUCACUAUCAAAAUGUUGAUGGCUGCCUGGUGUGUGAAAGUAAAAAAGACAAAACUGUUCUGUCUGCUUUUUGUAAACUCAAACUGGUAGUUGUAUUGGUGCUUCGAUACAAGUUAGCACUCAAAAUGGGUGUGCAAUGUUUAAUAUUUAUAAAUGUUUGAUGUUUCAAAAUGCAGAAAUGUAUUAGAAUUGAUUUUUUUGUCCGAAAGCAUAAAAUAAAUAAGUAAUUUGAAAGAUCCUUCAACUAUGCAACAAUAUUUGUUUACAGCAUAUAAAUAUUUCUGAAUGAAUAGACGGUGCAAUACAUUUAAUGAAUUAUAAUUUUUCAACUAAGAUAAGAUGAAUAAGCAUAAUUUGGGUAUUUUAAUUCAUCCUGUAAAUGGUGUUUUUUUCAUUAUGCUGGCAGUUCUAUCAAACUGUCAAACAAUGCUUUGUCCCUGUAUUUAAAGUGAAACUGUGUGUUUUUGUAAAAACUCCAAAACAUUUACACAUGCAGCCUAUGAACCAAACAUGUACAUAAUCAUAUGUAUUAUAGUAUUUAUUACUGUAUGUAUUGCUCUGGUGUCCAAAAUGUUUAUCAAAAGUGAUUAUAGAUUGAAAAUGUGCCUUUCUGCACAACACAUCUGUAUCUAAGUCUGUAUUAAUGUUGCAGAGUAAAACCUUUGUUUUCUGUAUACUUUGUUAAUUGGUCUUCACUUGCCUUUGAAUUAUAUACAAUAAAUGGGUGCACAUCUGUAUGCAAGAAUCACAACAAUGCCUUUUUUCACACAAUGUAUUUAUAAGUCCUCUAUCUUGCUCUUUUGGGGAUGUCAUGUUUUUGUACCUGAUUAAACAAAAAAAAGAUGUUG